Neopelma chrysocephalum (saffron-crested tyrant-manakin) is the source of this 6682-nucleotide messenger RNA. RefSeq names its product shroom family member 3 (gene SHROOM3). Gene Ontology annotation, biological process: actin filament organization. The transcript is spliced from 11 exons. The coding region runs from base 1 to 6060 and encodes 2019 amino acids. Gene Ontology annotation, molecular function: actin filament binding. The record is from RefSeq and is a predicted model, not a curated record. Lineage: Eukaryota; Metazoa; Chordata; Aves; Passeriformes; Pipridae. Gene Ontology annotation, cellular component: apical plasma membrane; adherens junction; apical junction complex.
AUGAGGAUGUUAGACAAUAUUAACACCAGCAUCUUGCCUUCAGAGUGCAGCAUUACCCACAAAGGAAGAUACAUCUACCUGGAGGCGCUGCUGCACGGAGGCGCUCCAUGGGGAUUCACGCUGAAAGGAGGGCUGGAGCACGGCGAGCCAUUAAUCAUCUCAAAGAUCGAAGAGGGAGGCAAGGCAGACUCCCUGCCUUCCAAGCUGCAGGCUGGUGAUGAAGUGGUGAACAUCAAUGAGGUGGAACUGAGCAGCUCCAGGAGAGAGGCCAUCUCCCUGGUGAAAGGGUCCUACAAGAAGCUGAAGCUUGUCGUCCGCAGGGACACACAUGCAGCAAAGGGAUGCACCGACCUGUCUCCCAGCCCACUCGGUCCGGACUGUGUGAGCACUGACUUCCAGCCCAGCAAAGCCACGUGGUCUGGAGGAGUUAAGUUACGGCUGAAGAGCAGGCGGAGUGAAACUCCAGGUCGACCUCACUCCUGGCAUUCAACCAAACUUGCGGAGAACCAACCCGAUCCCAGCAUGAUGCAAAUAUCUCAGGGUACGCUUGGCACCCCUUGGCAUCAGUCCUACCACUCCAGCUCCUCCACCAGCGAUCUCUCUGGCUACGAGCAUGGCUAUCUGAGGAGGAGUCCGGAUCAGUACAGCUCCCGGGGCAGCAUGGAGAGCUUGGACCACUCCUCCCCCGGCUACCACCCUUGUCACCUGUCCCCAGCCAAAUCCACCAACAGCAUCGACCAGCUCUCCCACCUGCACAGCAAGAGGGACUCUGCCUACAGCUCCUUCUCCACCAACUCCAGCAUCCCCGAGUAUCCCGCCGCUCCGUUCAGCAAGGAGCAGUGCUGCUCCCCGGACAGCGCGCAGUGCCGGGCCGGGCUGCAGGAGGGCCUGAGGCAGGCGGACAUCAGGUACGUGCGGACGGUGUACGACGCCCAGCAGCGCGUCUCCGAGGAGUACGAGGUGAAGCCCUCCCUGCUCCCCAGUGGCGAUGCCCGGGCCUCGCUGGACGGCCGUGGCCACACCAGGCUGCUCGGCUUGGGCCGGCACGGCACGGCUCCCUCCUGGGCACAGCCCGACAGCAAGAGCCAACCCCCCAGGGGACCCCCCUUGCCUCCCGCUCGCAGUGACAGCUACGCGGCCAUCAGGCACCACGAGAGGCCCGGCUCGGGUGCAGGCCUGGACCUGAGCAAGCCUGGCAGGACCCAGCCUAAAGGGGCCUGGCCGCCGCUGAUCAGCUCCCUGUCCCAGGGCCCGCUGCUGAAACCCCCCUUCGGAGAUGGGCAUCUGCACACUGUGGUGGAGAAGAGCCCGGAGAGCAGCCCCACCAUGAAGCCCAAGCAGAGCUAUUCCCAGGCAGCCCAGCCGGGGCAGCCCCUGCUGCCCACUGGUGUCUAUGCCGUGCCCUCCCCAGAGCCGCACUAUGCCCAGGUGCCCCAGCCUUCCGUGGGCAAUCCCGGGACGCUUUACCCAGCUCUGGCCAAAGAAAGCGGGUACUCUCCAUCCCUCCCAGUCUCUUAUGACAAGGCCACAGCCAGCAGCACCCUGGGCUUUGAUGAGAAUGGAAACCAAAGCACUACAAACAGAUCGACCGUCUUCUACCAGCCCCCUGCAGCUGAGAGAAAGCUGGAAGCCAAACUUCUCCAGCAGAAACCUCCCAGUGCAGCAGGCCCAGAGCUCUCCCUGGCCACGUCACGGAAGGAGGAGCUGUUACCCCUUUACAAGGCAGCACAAAGCCACCGUGAGACCCCAGGUACCACCCAGGCCUCCAAACCCAUUUUCCAGGCUCCACAGCCCCAGCUGAGGGAUGCUAGUGAGAGAAAAUCCCAUUACCAGCCCAAAGAGGACUGGACACCUGGAUCCCAGGAGGACAAAAAUGGCAACAUGCAGUUAAACGAGAGAGAAGCUGCUGCUCACCACCAGUGGGGUCACAGCAAGGCCAAGCAGUACAGCUUCUCCUCCCUGCAGAACAUCCCAGAGAGCUCCAGGAGGCAAAGCAGCUCCGAGUUAAGAGAGAUGCAAGCAGGAGAGUGUUAUUCCAACACCAAACUGUCCUUCCUGAACAGCAGCAGCAAAGAGGAGAAGGAUCACAGGGGACAGGGCCACAGACAGUGGAGCGAUGUGGACCCACAGGCCUUCACGAGGCAGGAGGAGGAGGAUGUGAGCGUGACUCUGUUCCAUGCUGCCGAGCCAAAGUGCAAAGAGCCUCCUUCUCCACAGCACCCAAAGACCUCAGAUUUCGGGAGGAGCCGGCUCAGCUCCAGCAGCACCCAAAGCUUUCCCUAUGGCAAACCAGAGACUGGCAAGCCCCGCUGCUCGGUGCUGGAGAAGGUCAGCAAGUUUGAGCAACGGGAGCAGAGCACCCCCCGGCCCCAGAGCGCUGGCAUUCCCAGCUUCGGCCAGCACUACGGGCCGAGCAGGACGAGCCAGCCCUCUGGCACGAGGGGCUCCCUGCUCAGCCCAGAGGAUGUGCGGAGCAAGCUGCCCACGGAGCUGGCCAGGGGCUCCAGCCCCUCCGUCAGGAACGGGAAGCUGGACGAGGCUGAGUGGCGCCCUGUAGAGCUGCAGAUGGUGGCUUCGGUGAAGCAGGCGAGACCCACUGACUACUACGGCCUGUGUCCUGAGAAUGAGGGGCAAGGAAGGGCGGCCCAGCUGCCGCGGAGUAAAAGCACGUUCCAGCUGGCAGGGGAGCCUGAGAAGGACAUCCUCUGGAAGGACAACAUCCAGGACGCCCACGGGUCGCAGCUGGACACGCCAUUUAACAGGGCCUACAGGAACAGCAUUAAGGACGCCCAGUCCAGGGUGCUGAGGGCCACCUCGUUCCGUCGCAUCAGCCCCCCGUUCGGGAGCGCUCCCAAGAGGAUGCCCCAGCGUCCUGCCUCGGCCCACGUGGGCAUGAGGAGCACGGCAUCAUCUCCGCACACGCCCAAGGAGAGGCACAGCAUCACGCCCACGGAAGACGGCCUCUCCGCCCUGGACUACGCCAGGACACAGCACGUGCUGCGCAUCGGGGGCCGCAGGCGGCUGACAGCAGAGCAGAAGAAGCGCUCCUACUCGGAGCCGGAAAAGAUGAACGAGGUGGGCAUCUCGGAUGGGGAGCCGUCGCCCUUCUCCUUCCAGAAGAAGAGCAUCCAUUUUGUCUUCCCGGAGAACACGGUGGCUGACCGGCGGAAGAUCUUCGAGAGGGAUGGCAAGGCUUCCUCCACAGCCAGCCUGUCCAAGCCCGAGCUCAAGCAGCUCCAGCAGAGCGCCCUCGCCGACUACAUCGAGCGGAAAACAGGGAGACGGCCGUCCUCACAGGACGUGGGGCUGCUGAGGGAGCGUUCCCACAGCUCCUACCUGCAGGUGGGGGGCACAGACAGCCAGAGCCUUUCCUCUGCCUCCAGCAUGAAUUCCCUGCAGGACCAGAACCUUUACCGCCGGAGAGAGUCCCUAGAGCGGAUAUCCAGGACAGGACGGAUGUCUUCUACCCUUCCUCCUGGGCUGGUGGACUACUUGGACACGAGUGGAGAUGAGAAGGCAGGGCGCCAGGACAGCUUGGGCACAAGCCGGCCAAAAGCAGAGAGGUGCCGGGAUUACAGAGCCAGGACAGAGCUCACCAAAGGCACCCAGACAGACCUGCUGGGUGUGCAGGGCCAGCCUCGCUACAGGAACCAGGAGCAGGUCUUUGAAACACCCUCCACCACCAGGAAAUCGGGGAAAUCAGUGUCUGUGGAAGACCUGCUCGAUAGGUACGACAAUCAGCCGGUCCCUGUGCACGUACGUUCCAGAUCGUCUCCCACGGCAGAAAAGAAACACCAGGAGCUGCUGAGAAGGGAAAGCAGUGAAUUCGGCCCCAUGGUGAGGGAUCCCUUCUACGUGGUCAGCGCAGGAGCCAGGUCUUUCAGCAAGAAAGAAAGAAGCCACUCAGAGAGACUGGCAUUCACCAGUUACUAUCCCCACCCUCCCCGCAGCAGCGAUGUUAUCGCUGGGUCCACCCCACUGACAGAGAACCACAAGCUCUCAGAACUUUCCAGGCCAGAUGGCAGGACUUCCGCAUUUUUCCCAGCCCCAACAGAGGCAAGGAGUCACUAUCCUGAGCAAAAGCAAGGCUUUAAACCCUUGUUCCUUAACCUUACUCCUUCUGGAUCUGGCCAGCCCUCCCCCAACACACCCACCCAGGCUCCCUCAGACUUCCAGAGCACAGGCGAGGGCCAGGCUCUGAGACAGCACCAUGCCAAACGAGAGGCUCUUCCCCCUGAGGGCGACGGGAAUCUCCAGCCACAACCCCUGGAUGCUGUGCAGGAUAGAUCCCCAGAGACUCCCAUUGAAGAAAUGGUGUGGAGAAGGAAGGCCGGGCUGCUCCACAGAUCCCUGCCCCCCAAAGUGGCGUGGGCUCCUCCGGUCAAGGACAACAGCUCCGCGAGGGCCGUGGUGUCUCUCCCAGCAGCCGGGCCCAAGCUGUCCCAGAGGUGGCAGUCCCUGCCGACACAGAGCAGCACUUCUUCCGACCCGGAGACUCCCUCUCCCCAAGGCACCACCCAGCUGCGGAUCUCGGAGUCGGGGCUGCAGCUCACACCCCCGCCCUUGCUGCAGGACGAGGGGGACGACGAGGUGUUCGUCGCACCUUCCCAGCCGCCCUUCUCCCUGCCACCACCGUCCCGUCCUCUUCCCGAGCUCAGCUCUUGCACUUCUGCCAACGGCACGGGGGAAUUCCCACCUCCCCCCCCAGCCAUGGUGCUUGAGGGGAACGGGGCAGCUGGAGACAAAUCCCCCCGGCUCCCAGAGGAGGCCAGUGCGAGCAGCUUCAAAAGCUUUCCCAAAGCCCCAGCUGAGAGGGAGAUCACAGGGUUGGGCACCAGUAUCGGUGAAAAUAACUGGCCCCUCUCACCAACUGCAAAGAGGACUAGCUCUCCAUCUGCUGUGGACCAGCAGCACCAGUCACCUGCUACUUCUGAAGGGCCUCAAAGCACUGAUACACAGCCCAUAACUCAGCCUGAAGGUGACCCCAGAGAGUCAGAGUCGGAAAACACCAGCCCAGACUCCGGGAUACUCAGCACAGUACCUCCAGUGAAGGCAAAGAAAAAGACCCCAGAGGAUAUUAAGUCAGAGGCUCUGGCAAAAGAAAUUGUCCACAAAGACAAGUCUCUGGCAGAUAUCCUGGAUCCAGAUUCCAAAAUGAAGACUACCAUGGACUUAAUGGAAGGGAUUUUCCCCAGUGGAACCAGCUUGCUGAAGGAGAACAACAUGAAGAGGAAGAUGUCACAGAAGCAAGUCAGCAGGACGGCUGUUGGGGAAGACACGAGAGAGGAAAAGGAAGCUCCCAUCACCCUGGUCACCUGUCCUGCUUAUUACAGCGUUUCAGCACCCAAAGCAGAGCUGCUGAAUAAAAUCAAGGACUUGCCAGAAGAAGGUGAGGAAGAGGAGCUGCUGGACAUCAACGAGAAGAAGGCUGAGCUCAUCGGGAGCUUGACCCACAAACUGGAAAUCCUGAAGGAAGCCAAGGAGGGCCUGCUCGCAGACAUUAAGAUGAAUAAUGCCCUCGGAGAGGAGGUGGAGCUGUUGAUCAGCACGCUGUGCAAACCCAACGAGUUUGACAAGUACAAGAUGUUCAUUGGCGAUCUGGAUAAGGUGGUGAACCUCUUGCUCUCCCUCUCGGGACGCCUGGCCCGUGUGGAGAAUGUUCUGAGUAGUCUGGGGGAAAAUGCCAACAGCGAGGAGCGGAGCUCGCUGAACGAGAAGAGGAAGCUGCUGGCUGGCCAGCACGAAGACGCCCGGGAACUCAAGGAAAACCUUGACCGUCGGGAACGGGUGGUCUUGGACAUCCUGGGCAACUACCUCUCCGAGGAGCAGCUCCAGGAUUACCAGCACUUUGUGAAGAUGAAGUCCGCGCUCCUCAUCGAGCAGCGGGAGCUGGACGAUAAAAUCAAACUGGGCCAGGAGCAGCUCAAGUGCCUCAUGGAAAGCCUCCCCACGGACUUCACACCCAGGGAUGCAGCAGCAGCAGCUGCCCUGGCUGCAGCACUUGCUACCUCCGUGGGGGUCGGUGGUAAAACACCUCCAGCAGCCUCUUCCUCAUUCUAACCUGUCCCAGGUGGACCUGGGACACAGUCCUGCUCCAGUCUGUUUAAUCCAAGUAUUUGGCAGAUGGUUCUCUACAAAGACAAUGAAAGGAGACAGGUUUAAAACAAGAUUUUAAUGAAGGAAAAAAAAAAUAACAGUAAUAAAGGUUUUGUUUUCCUUUCCUUCCACCUCUGCUUCCUGGAAAGUUAAAUCAAUGUGGAGGGAAAUCUCCUCCUGCCAGAGAUGAGGAAGAGUCUCACAAGAAUUAAACACAUGACCUUUAAUAAAACACAUGACCUCCUCUCUUCCUGCCCUUUCCUGCCUACCUGGCACCUCAUUAAAUAAUGAAGGAUCUGAAAGAAUGAAGCCUUAAAAAUAAAACCAACCCAUUUUACUGAACAUUAUUGAUAUUUAUAUUUUUUAAAGAACAAGACAGAAUGUGUAAGUUUUUGUACAUACUCUAAUCAGUUACUUGAUUCUACUUUGUUCUGUACGUAGAAAAAGACAUUUAAUUUUGUAUUUUGUGAAGACCUUAACAAAAAGAGGGAACCCCAAAGAUAGUCAUACAGUAGCUUGGAACAUCUCAUCGUGGUUUUGUUGCUGUUGUUGUGGUUGUUUUUUUUAAUAUAAUAAAGGGCUACCA